AUGGAUGACGUCGACAUGAUAAUGGCGUCCCUAGAGAACGGAAUCGCCUCAACAGGCGGUUUCUGUGUCGGUCGUUCAUUCGUCGUCGGUCAUCAACGUCUCUCGGGUCUCGGCUACUGUUUCUCCGCCUCCUUGCCCCCACUUCUCGCCACCGCCGCUUCUGAAGCCAUCGCCAUCAUUGACGAACAACCGGAACGUGUGCAACGUGUCACUCAAAUAUCGAUUGAUGGACAACGAAAACUGGAAACGGCGCUGAAAAACACGAAAUUUAUGGUUCAGGCGUGUCCGGAGAGCCCGAUGAAACAUUUGUAUUACGAGGAGACAGAUGAGACAGUGGCGGAUCGAAAAUUGAAUGAAUUGGUGGAGAAAGUGUUUGAGGAGAACCGUUUGUUGGUCACCAGAGCAAGAUAUUUGGAUAAAGAGGAGAUUUUCAAGUGUCGGCCGAGAAUUGUCCAAAACGGAAAUAGUGUCUGUCUGGUCACCAGAGCAAGAUAUUUGGAUAAAGAGGAGAUUUUCAAGUGUCGACCGAGCAUCCGCGUCAUGUUUCAAUACGAUUUGACUGAGGAGGAGAUCAAUCGUGCUGUGGAAGCGAUUGGAGCAGCUGCUCGUCAACUUUAA
Caenorhabditis remanei is the source of this 618-nucleotide messenger RNA. RefSeq lists its product as uncharacterized. The record is from RefSeq and is a predicted model, not a curated record. The transcript has 3 exons. NCBI's taxonomy places the organism in Eukaryota, Metazoa, Nematoda, Chromadorea, Rhabditida, Rhabditidae. Bases 1 to 618 code for a protein of 205 amino acids. Gene Ontology annotation, cellular component: endoplasmic reticulum. Gene Ontology annotation, biological process: sphingosine biosynthetic process; ceramide biosynthetic process. Gene Ontology annotation, molecular function: serine C-palmitoyltransferase activity.